Messenger RNA from Phoenix dactylifera (date palm), 1148 nucleotides. Its product is annotated as LOB domain-containing protein 37. Lineage: Eukaryota; Viridiplantae; Streptophyta; Magnoliopsida; Arecales; Arecaceae. The record is from RefSeq and is a predicted model, not a curated record. Gene Ontology annotation, biological process: regulation of gene expression.
UCCUGUCCCUCCUCCUCCUCCUCCUCCUCCUCCUCCCCUAACCUUGCUCGUUUCUUGUUCCCCAAGUAACUGGAAGAAAAAAAUUCUCCUUUUUCUUAGAAAAAUUAAGCCGGAGGAGAAGUAGCUCUCACCUGCGUGAGAAAUCUCCGACGAUCUAGGGUCCGGAAUUGGUUGCGUCCCCGGCGACCGGACAGCCGGUUGAUGAGAUCUGACAGCCGAGAGAGGAGGGGAGGAUGAGCUGCAAUGGCUGCCGAGUUCUCCGGAAGGGAUGCAGCGAGGCCUGCAUUCUCCGGCCGUGUCUCCAGUGGAUCGACAGCCCCGAGGCUCAGGGCCACGCCACCGUCUUCGUCGCCAAAUUCUUCGGCCGCGCCGGCCUCAUGUCGUUCAUCUCUGCUGUCCCCGAGUCCCAGCGCCCUGCUUUGUUCCAGUCGCUGUUGUUCGAAGCGUGCGGGCGGACGAUCAACCCGGUGAACGGCGCGGUGGGGCUCCUGGGGGGCGGGAACUGGCACCUCUGCCAAGUGGCGGUGGAGACGGUGCUCCGCGGCGGGACUCUCAAACCGCUGCCGGAGCUUGCCGCCGCCGCCGACCAUGACGACGUCGCCGCGGUCGUGGGAGGGAAAGGCGGGUUCCUCUACGGGCGGCUGAGGGCGGGAGGGUGGCCCCUAUCCUCCGCAGCCAAGCGGCCGAAGGCCUCCCCCGCCGAGAACAACGCGGCGGCGCCGCCGUGCGAUCUGGACCUCUGCCUGACACCCGGGUCCCCGGCCGUGGUUCGGGAGCAGAAGAGGCGGAGGCCGGCGACUCCCUCGAUGACCUCGGAGGGGUCCGUGACGACGAGCGGCGAGAGCGGCGGCGAUCGCCAGCCGCAACUCCUCAACCUCUUCGUCUGAGAAGAGCUCUUGAUCGAAAUUAAUUGUCGCUCGUAUGUGUGUCCUGGUAAUUUCCGAGCUCCGAUCGUAGUCGGCGAGGGUUUUUGUUUUGCCUCUUUUCCUCUUUUUUUCUCUCUCUUUUUCUCCUGCUGUAACUACCGGUCUGGAUUCCCGCUACCGAGGGGAAGAUGAGAGGGCCGGUAAGCACACCGCUCUUUUUCCUAACUACGAAGUGUAUUAUCCUAAAUUAAAUUAAAUAAAUAAAAAGGCCUUUCUAUUUCA